Malania oleifera is the source of this 768-nucleotide messenger RNA. RefSeq lists its product as uncharacterized. The transcript is spliced from 2 exons. The record is from RefSeq and is a predicted model, not a curated record. Bases 1 to 768 code for a protein of 255 amino acids. NCBI's taxonomy places the organism in Eukaryota, Viridiplantae, Streptophyta, Magnoliopsida, Santalales, Ximeniaceae.
AUGGUAGAUGCAUCUUGUGGAGGUACUUUCCUCACCAAACAUGAGAAUAAGGCCAGAGCUCACUUCAAGAACCUCACCAAGAAUUCUCAGCAGCAUGCUGCUGCUACUUGUAGACCAUCCCAACCAUCCACUUCCAAUCUUAAAGGAGUCUAUGAGUUAGCCACAGACCAUGACCUUGCGCCCACACUGCACACCAUAGUUAGAAAGUUAGAUCAGUUCCUAUCCUUAGGACAGCAACCACACCUUGUGGCGUGUGCGGAGGUGUCUGCCAUUUGUUCUGAUCCUUCACACACAUGCUAUAAUUUCCCCAAUGCACCUCCCCCGCUUGAGCUUGCUUCGGCGGCGACCACUUUUCAAAGUGGUAGGAUGAUAAACAAUAGGGUUGGGGAGAAGUUGAACAAGGGUAAAGGUAAGGAUAAGAUGGGGGAAAAGCCCAAUGCUGAAUCUUGCACCCCCUCCUCCUCUAAAUCGACGAGCAAUCCCGAGACUCCCCCUCCCUCUGCUGAAGGAGCAUUGCCCCAUUAUGUCUUUCCAGCGCCAUCCCCAACAGCCCUUCAAGCACAUUCUAAAUCUAAAAAGAAAACCAAUACUCAGUCCAUCAUGGACACAUUCAGGAAAGUACAGAUAAACCUUCCUCUCUUAGAUUUCAUUAAGCAAGUGCUUGCUUACGCUAAGUUCCUCAAGGACUUGUGCACCCAAAAGUGCAAAUCUAAGGUGCACUUGAACAAAAGAGUUAGAUUGACAGAGCAUGUGAGCUCAAUUCUUUAG